Molecule: messenger RNA, 19753 nt
Organism: Porites lobata
Lineage: Eukaryota; Metazoa; Cnidaria; Anthozoa; Scleractinia; Poritidae
Source: the annotation of a GenBank genome assembly
UGUCAACAUUUGCUUUGAAUCAGCAGUUUUGGGGAUAGUUUCUCGGAAUAUAACUGGAUAUUUCAAUCGCCAUUGCGAUUUUAAGGAAGCAUUUUCACAUUAUUUGAUCAGCAAGAAUUGGACUGUGGCGGAAAGGAAAACUGAGGCCUACUGGCUUCCUCAAGAGUCGUUCCUUGGCGGCUAGUACAGGUAUGAAAUACCCUUUAUUCAGUAUAUUUCCUUUGCGUUUGCCUUAAGAGGAUGAGUACAAAUCAGGAAUGAACAACAGGUACACGUAUGUCGGAAAGACAUCAGCUUCCCAUUUUGCUUCACUGAAAUGAUCGGACUGAUCGGCUUCGCCUUACUUUUGAUUUUGUUUUCCAGCAUCCUCGUUUAAAUACUGCCGGCGUUUAGGACUGAUGUGCUUGUCUUUCUGCAUUUUAAAAUCGAUUAAUAACCUUAAAAUUGAUUCUAUCGAGUCUUUUAUUCCACAGUGACGAGAAUUUCCUUUGUUUUGAAAAGGUAUUCUUAAUAAUCUAUUAUACAGCCUUUGUGCAGAACACUCGAUGAGCUCAAGAAAUAUUACGCACAAGGUUACAUGUGGUAAAAUUAUGUUGUGUCGCGUAUUUAGAGCCUUUUCCUUGAACAUCACUACGCAGAUGCCUUUUCUCUAUUGUUUUUCUCUCGCUUGUCUUCACAAAUCUGUUUUGUUGCUUUAUAUUUUAACAUGUCGCCACUGCUUUGUUCUACUUUAACUGGACCCCGACUGGGCCAUAGGGAAGCAAAGUAUAUUAAUCUGGGGUACUGUGUAAACUUAUAAGAUCUUCCUCGGGUUAUUCUGCAUCACUACUAUCCAUAGCAGUCGACAUAAACAAGUUCAGCAACAGAACAAAUUAAGAAAUAUUCAGUAUUAUAAUAUUCGCUCCAUGGUUUAGUGAGUGUGUGACUGAAUCAUUUCAUAGUCGAUCAUGCCAUGAAAAGCUAUGUGGAGACUGCCAUGAAUUACUUGCCCUUUGGAGGGAGCAGCUUCUCAAUUUUCACUGCCAAAUAAGGUCAAAUACAACUAUAACAUACCACCAUCAUGCACGCUCUGUUCGCGUGCAGAACUGAACUUUUGACUGCAAACUGCUUCGUUCUUUGACACUGUAAUUUAUUCAGCAAACUUGAUGUACUUAUCUGUCAUGUUGUAUUUUAAAUGACAUUUACUUCUGUUUUGUUUUUAGCCUACAGUUUAUUGGAUCUUAUUUUAUGGGAGGCCAUAUCAUUCAAAAGUGGUACGAAUGCUCGAUUGAUGAUCAAAAUCACGAUCGCUAUCGGAUUGAGUUCUUCGAUCGGUCGUCGAGAAUGAAGAUAUUUAUGGUUGAGAUUAUCGAUUGAUUGAUUAAUGAGAACCACGAUCGCCAUUAUCAAAACAGGGUUUUUAUACUCGAAACACAAUCGCUGUGGUCGAAAGAAAGAUCGGUAAUGAGCUCUGAAGAUCUAAAGGACUGAAAAGAAGAGGCGUCGAUUGGGGAUGCAGAAUGUCAAAUGCAACGAUUGAAGUUAUCGAUUUUCGCGAAUAACUCAAUCAAAGCGAUCGUGAUCUUGAUCAUAAAUCGAGCAUUCGUACGACUUUUGAAUGAUAUGGCCUCCCAUAUUAUUUGAUACAUACACAAUUGGUGAUUCUGGUAUUUUAAGCAGUCUGAUUGGUUUAAUUUGCAAUUGGUUAACCUUCCCACACAAAGUUUUGAUUUUUGGUUUUCCAAUUCAUUUGUAUAGUUAAUAUUAUCGCUGAUGUAACAUUCACAAUCUUUUUCAAGGCUAAGCGGUACGAUAUACUGCUAUAAGCAUGCAAGUAAACGAGAAAAGAAAAAUCUCCUGGCAGAAGCAGAAAGGCUCUUGGGUAGGGAGGGAGAAGCGUUGCGUGACGACACUAAAAACGGUUGUGUAGCAGUGUAGGGUUUACAAAUGUAGCAGGAAACUCCAAUUUUUCCACUAAGUUAGCGAUUUCAUGCAAAGGGCUCCAAAUUUCCUCUCGGAUGGACGAGUAAUUUAGAACUCUGAUGAUUCCUUUUGUACUACUGUCUGUCAUUUCAGCCGCAGAUGCUGUGUAGUUAUUCCCCAAGAGCAGAGGAGAGGAUCAACCCACUGAGUGUAAAGUUUAUUCAGCUAAUUUCUUACUCUACGGAUAAACGUUUGUCGAUACAGCACAAUGGCUUCCAACAAAGGCAAAGGGAAAAAGUCUUUCAAUAAACGCAAUAGGGAUUCUAAUGGUAGGUGAUAGGUUAUCAUAUCAGCUAUCAUAUAUAGUGCUUAUACAAACCAGGGGGACAGCGUGAGAUUUGAAAGUUGUACGCAAGCGGAGGAGAAGAGAAGUUCUAGCGACGAAGGCGGCCUAACCUAGGGGUGACUAGGGCAUGCUCCCCCCGAAAAUGUUUCAAUUUAAGGUCUCAGAAAUACCCUUCCAGCGGUUUUCUAGAGACAUUUUCAGUAAAUUAAUAAGCAGGAAAAUGCAGUAGUUAGUUGUUUGUUUUACCCAUCUCUCAUGUUCUUGGUAAGGUACAGUGUUUAAAGAAAAAAAAGGCCAGUGACCUCAUCAGAAUUAUGGAAUAAUAAACAGUAAAAGAGAUACCGUAUUCCCUCGAAUAAUAGCCGUCCCUCCACUAAUCGCCUCCCUCGAAUAAUCGAACCUCCCCCCCCCCCCCACAAAUGUCCAGUGCUGGCCACAAGAUCCCUACUUUCCUUUUUCAUCCUUAGUUCUACACUUCCCAGAGGUGUGGAAGUGUGGAAAAGUCUGACAAAGUAAGGAUAUUGUCGCACUUUCCCCCAGUCAUGAACCCUUUGUCAUUCUUUACUUAGUUCCACACUUCCCAGAGGUGUGGAAGUGUGGAAAAGUCUGACAAAGUAAGGAUAUUGUCUCACUUUCCCCCAGUCAUGAACCCUUUGUCAUUCUUUACUUAGUUCCACACUUCUCAGAGGUGUGGAAGUGUGGAAAAGUCUGACAAAGUAAGGAUAUUGUCUCACUUUCCCCCAGUCAUGAACCCUUUGUCAUUCUUUACUUAGUUCUACACUUCCCAGAGGUGUGGAAGUGUGGAAAAGUCUGACAAAGUAAGGAUAUUGUCUCACUUUCCCCCAGUCAUGAACCCUUUGUCAUUCUUUACUUAGUUCUUCACUUCUCAGAGGUGUGGAAGUGUGGAAAAGUCUGACAAAGUAAGGAUAUUGUCUCACUUUCCCCCAGUCAUGAACCCUUUGUCAUUCUUUACUUAGUUCUACACUUCCCCGAGGUGUGGAAGUGUGGAAAAGUCUGACAAAGUAAGGAUAUUGUCUCACUUUCCCCCAGUCAUGAACCCUUUGUCAUUCUUUACUUAGUUCUACACUUCUCAGAGGUGUGGAAGUGUGGAAAAGUCUGACAAAGUAAGGAUAAUGUCACACUUUUCCCCAGUCAUGAACCCUUUGUCAUUCUUUACUUAGUUCCACACUUCUCAGAGGUGUGGAAGUGUGGAAAAGUCUGACAAAGUAAGGAUAUUGUCGCACUUUCCCCCAGUCAUGAACCCUUUGUCAUUCUUUACUUAGUUCCACACUUCUCAGAGGUGUGGAAGUGUGGAAAAGUCCGACAAAGUAAGGAUAAUGUCACACUUUUCCCCAGUCAUGAACCCUUUGUCAUUCUUUACUUAGUUCCACACUUCUCAGAGGUGUGGAAGUGUGGAAAAGUCUGACAAAGUAAGGAUAUUGCCGCACUUUUCCCCCUGUUAAGAACCCCUUGUCAUUCUUUACUUAGUUCUACAUUUCGCAGAGGUGUGGAAGUGUGGAAAAGUCUGACAAAGUCAGGAUAAUGUAACACUUUUCCCCUGGUCAUACGAAACCACUGUCAUUCUUUACUUAGUUCUACACUUCGCAGAGGUGUGGAAGUGUGGAAAAGUCUGACAAAGUAAGGAUAUUGUCGCACUUUUCCCCCUGUUAAGAACCCCUUGUCAUUCUUUACUUAGUUCUACACUUCUCAGAGGUGUAGAAGUGUGGAAAAGUCUGACAAAGUAAGGAUAAUGUCACACUUUCCACUGGUCAUACGAAACCACUGUCAUUCUUUACUUAGUUCUACACUUCUCAGAGGUGUGGAAGUGUGGAAAAGUCUGACAAAGUAAGGAUAUUGUCGCACUUUUCCCCCUGUUAAGAACCCCUUGUCAUUCUUUACUUAGUUCUACACUUCUCAGAGGUGUAGAAGUGUGGAAAAGUCUGACAAAGUCAGGAUAAUGUCACACUUUCCACUGGUCAUACGAAACCACUGUCAUUCUUUACUUAGUUCUACACUUCUCAGAGGUGUGGAAGUAUGAAAUAGUCUGACAGAGUCAGGAUAUUGUCGCACUUUCCCCCCAGUCACGAAUCCCUUGGCAUUCUUUCCUUAGUUACACUCCUAUGUAUGAAAUGAGAAUAAAGCGCAGUGGGAGUAUUUGUUGGUUUUAUUCCUGCAACUCGUUUUACAUCUUUUUAAAUGCUAUUUUAAGUUUAGACAACAAUUCUAUGACUAGAAGAUAUUAGCCUUGUUUCACUGCCAUCUGUUUGAAUACCCGACUAUAAAACAAGCCUACGUUUUCUCUGUCACGAAGUCCCCGUCAGUCUUUUACCUUCGUUUAUUUAUUUAUUUAUUUUUCAAGGGAAACCUCAACAACGUCAUCUCAUCCAUGGAUUUUUAUGUUUGAAAUUUUUCAUCUUAAUGUGCCAUAUAUGAGACGUCUUAUUCUGGGUUUUUCUCCUUCCUAUAGAUCUAUUCGGCUGACUCAAUGUCGUACCCAAUUCAAACCUUUUGGGUAUAAAACGUUUUGGUUUAGGAAUUUCCAUAUCAUUUAAAUGUGAAUGCCACAUUAUAACGCAAAUACAAUACACAAAGAACCUUAACCCCGGGAGCUUUUAAUUGGGUACAACAGUCAGGUCUCUUAAGAUCGUGACAACGCUAAAAAUAGGCAGUAAAGAAUGCAGAGUAUGUGCGUUCUAUCUUCCUCGCUUUAAGAUCAACUUGAUAAAGUUUAUAAAUGUUCAAAUCAAUUCUUGUUGUUCUAUUCCUUCAUCACGUUCAUGACCUAAAUUGAUCUAAAAAUAUACAGCAUUCUGUAUAAAGUAAUAAUUGUGACUUAUCGGCCUAGAGUAGCUACCUGCAGAUCUCUCUGCGGAAGAGGGGGAUCACUGUUUACUUGCGUGUUAUAGGGUUGGCAAUAUUUAUGUUAUCUCUGCGGCACGUGACAAUACUAAAAUAUUUGCAUGGUCCACCCUCCUCUUCGUCUUUAGAGAGUCACCCUUAGGUGAAUUCUUUUUCGAUGUUUCUUGGCCUCGAGCCGCUCGCCUCCGAGCGUGGUGUUGCUUCUUUUUCAUAAUUUAUGUCCAGCAUUUACAUAACCUUAGAGAAGAGGAAAAACUGCGAAACAGUGGAUAUAUGGCGUGAUCUAACAAUUAUCAAAUUUGAACCCGUACUGAUAAGGAUGAAAGCUUGGUUGGAGAUCGGAUUUCUUAACUUGAAGUUUCUUUCAACAGCUGGCAUUGAAACAAUGGUUAUAUCUGCUAUUCAAAAUAAAAUAGUUCAAAAUAAAUAGUUCUAAAGAAAAAAUGUAAAAAACCAUACAGAAAUAAAACCAAGUGCUCAUAAAGCGCACUGAGCUUCUCGUGACUCAGGGAAAGUGCAACAUUAAACUCAACUUGUCACACUAUUCUACCCUUCCACACCUCCGAGAAGUGUGGAACUAAGUAAAGAAUGACAAGGGGUUCUUAACAGGGAGAAAAGUGCGACAAUAUCCUUACUUUGUCAGACUAUUCCACAGUUCCAGACCUCUGAGAAGUGUGGAACAAGGUGAAGAAUGACAAGGGGUUCAUGACUGGGGGAAAAGCGCGGCAGUAUCCUUAGUUUGUCACACUAUUCCACACUUCCACACCUCUGGGAAGUGUAGAACUAAGUAAAGAAUGACAAGGGGUUCUUAACAGGGGGAAAAGUGCGACAAUAUCCUUACUUUGUCAGACUUUUCCACACUUCCACACCUCUGAGAAGUGUAGAACUAAGUAAAGAAUGACAAGGGGUUCUUAACAGGGGGAAAAGUGCGACAAUAUCCUUACUUUGUCAGACUUUUCCACACUUCCACACCUCUGGGAAGUGUAGAACUAAGUAAAGAAUGACAAAGGGUUCAUGACUGGGGGAAAGUGAGACAAUAUCCUUACUUUGUCAGACUUUUCCACACUUCCACACCUCUGGGAAGUGUGGAACUAAGUAAAGAAUGACAAAGGGUUCAUGACUGGGGGAAAGUGAGACAAUAUCCUUACUUUGUCAGACUUUUCCACACUUCCACACCUCUGAGAAGUGUGGAACUAAGUAAAGAAUGACAAAGGGUUCAUGACUGGGGGAAAGUGAGACAAUAUCCUUACUUUGUCGGACUUUUCCACUCUUCCACACCUCUGAGAAGUGUGGAACUAAGUAAGAAGUGAAGAAACUCUGGAUUUCAUGGCCAGGGCUGGACAUGGCUCCACCCCCCACCCCUCUCUCCAUCUUCUCUUUCUUUUAAAACCCUCUCCCUGUCAAGUUGAAGGGGAAUCAGAUCCAGCAAAACUGAUCAGUGGUGAUUCAAGCUCUGUAAAUUUAUCAAAGAACCAAAUUUGGAACACUUGAAAGCUCAUGUUCAGUUUAUUCGAUGUGAUGAUUUUUUUAUUUAAUGGGAUAAUAAAACAAAAUAUUUAGGGCACGGCUUUUAAUGAGAAAUAUUUGAAAUAAUCGCCAACUAUUAUUCGAAGAAAUACGGUACUAACACAAAGAGGCCAAUACAGUGCGAAAAAUGUAUCAGUAAUCCCGAUUUAAUGAUAAAAAAAGGAUUUUUAAACAGGCGUAUGUGCGUAUAUGGACGCUACGCUCCUCCAAACUUGCAGGACCGUUCUACGCUGCAACGUUACUGUGUCGCACUGUGUGUGAAAAGUAAAGUGUUCGUCAUUCAAUUUAAAAAAUGUGUUAAUUCAUUUUAGGAUGACCUAUUUAAAGGAUUGAUAAAGUAGAUACAUGAAUAGAAAGUGACAAAUUGGGAUCGCGAAAAUUACUUUUGAUUAAGAUGGGGUCUAUAAUUAGCUAUACAAUAGACCAUAAUGGGGUAUGGGCUCUGAGAGGCCAGCGGCACAAACUGACAGCAAGGGGAGAAAUCACUGUACUGUGGAUAAGUAUCGGGGAAACCAAUUGCCUCAUUCACUGGGCAGAGAUCAUGGAUAGCACUGACGACAAAGGCCAGUUCAAAAGCCGUACAUGGCCCGCAUCGACCGCCAGGACUUUCUUCUUUACAGACUAGGGAGCUAGUCCUGGUGUCAGUAGGCCUUUUUGAGAGCAUAAAACAGUUGUACAAACUGUAAUCCACUGUUGUCCUUUAUGUACCAAAUUAUCUAACAGGGAUGGUCAUUCUGAAAUCAUGUUUCGCGAUAUAUGUUUAAAAUGCAUUUUAGAAACCGACGAGCCACGGGAACAAGCCCAAGAAGGAAACGAAAACCCAGCAACAAUUCAAGGCGCCUGCGGGACUUCUGCAAAUGCAAACCGAGGUAACUGAUGUAACACACCUUAAACAAAACAUGGGUUCAAAAGGAAGAGACCGGCAUCAGGGCCAAACUUUAAAACAGUGUGGAUUGUUUGGAUUCAAGAGACUUAAUAUCCAUAACCCGUCUUGCUGGAUUUUGGGUGUAACUAAAAUCUGCUAUUUGUUUAGAGGUUCUGUAAAAGUAACAAUUACUGAACUCGGCUUUCGUAUCAUCUGAAGAAUUAUGGAGAUCGAGGAGGGUGUUUCCACCUCAGCGGUUUUAUUAUUCAUCCAAAAUAAUUCCUAGUUUAAAAACAGGCUAAAACAUGCUUGUAAACCUCUAUCGAUGUUAAGUUCAUCUUCGAUAGUACAUGUUUAUCGGCACGUUUAGGAGACUAGGGUUGUUCAGUGCUGCAAAUAUUCUACAAAUAGGAGAGAUUGUCUUCUAGCUGUUUAUGCUGUGUUCUUAGCCAAACGUUCGCCUAUUUCUCCAUUGUGAAACGAGUAAAAUAUUCCGCCAUUUUGUAUCACUACCAAAAUAACUGAACCUCGUCCCCAGAUUUUCUCGGUUAACGGUUCAAUAAUUUGGCAAUUUUUGCUGCACCAUUGACGUCAUCGGUUCAAUAUCGCAAAAUUCUUUCAAAUUUGGUCAACGGUAGCUGGUUAUGAUGAACAUGCGUAUAAUUUAAGCCAAUCAGAAUCAGAGAAAUAUUUUGGAUGAAUAAUAACAGCGGUUAUCGCAUCUUAGAGCUGCUCUCUCUAGACUUAAAUGCUUGAGGUUUUACCUCGGAGUUAAUAACAUACCGAGAAAACCUAGGCCACUUUUUUGACGAUGACAGUGAAUAGCGGCGCUGUAACUUUUGAAUAGAAAUUCUAGAGUUGGCGACAUUUGCCAGCCAUUGGUCUUCAUAUACCAGUGAAAGACGUUUAUAGAGUUCGAUAGGAAUUAUGUGCGAGUACCUAUGCAGAAGCUCGUGUUUCUCGGGGUUACCGAUAUGCAGAGUGUCCUUCAGAAGAGCAGAACAUAACGGGUAUUUCCAACUCAAGCACUAACAUUUAGUUCUCAAAUCCCGCCCCGUGAUAUUCGCCAUUUUUUUUCGCUUUAGUGUGUAUUGAGUUUCUCUUUCUUUUAUUCAGAAGUUGACCAUCUCAACAAACAAGGUAACAAAGGACGCGGGCGAGGAGCACCGUUGAGGCGUGGAAAGGAACGGGUGACGCCAUCAAAAGGAAGAGGAAAGCAUUCAGGUGGGAGAAAAUAUAAACUACCCGUUCCUGCUUGGAACAAUCUCCUCAUACGACUUUUGAUUGUUUCUAACAUCUGAAAUUCACUAAUUAUAAGCGUCGCACUUUUUGUGGAUUAAGUAUGCCAAGCAAAACAGUGAGUCCAUAGGAUUAGCCUGCAAUGUUCAGGAAGUCCAUUGAAUCUCCAUAAGUCAGGUCAAUAUAUUCAUUAUUUUGUCGUUCUAUUGUGUUGAGUUUAUUGUGUUAUUGUUUAAGGGCUAGAGAUCAUUGUUGUGUUCUUUGCGAAGUAACUCGAGACUUGCUAUUCACUUGGUAUAUGGUGCACCAGCCAUAAGUCAGUUUUCCGAGAUAGGAGUCUCUAGACUUACGCUGAAAAGAGCAUUAACGUAAGAAGCAACCAGCAAUACCAUUCAACAGGAAAACAGCUUGUAUUUGUUAUCUUAUGUCUGCGCAUUCUUUUAAUGCACUUAGUUAAUACCUCCGUCCAGUGUAACAAGCCAGGACCCGGGGAAGGGGGGGGGGGAAGGGGGGCGGGGGAAGGGGGGCGGGGGGGGGUUACGUGGGUUAGUUUUUGCUAGAUAUGUGCCGCUGACCUCUCAGAGACCCUACCCCGUCAUAGUCUAUUCUGUGGCCAAUUAUAGACCCCGUCUUAGUCACUUUUAGGCAAAUAUGUAAUUUUCGCGAUCCCAACUUAUUCACUUUCUACGUAGGUAUCUAUCUUAUCAAUCCGUUAAAUAGGUUAUCGUAAAACAUGAAUUGGCCCCUUUUUCACGUACAGUACAAACAUUCUGGUACACGUUUGCUAACCGUAAAUAUGAAGAACUCUCUAACCCCCAAAAGAUCCGAAAAUGUGCGACCCAUUCUAGUAACUCUGUUGAUAAUGGGACCCCAUUAUAUUCAAUCCAGGCGUGAAAAUGCGACCCCAUCAAGCGGCACAUCCCCAUUAGCCUCUUAAAAGGAAGUUCCCCCCCCCCCCACCCGGGGGUCCAGGACCUAGCAAACUGUUUUGUACAAGUCUCUUUGAUUCUAUGGAAGAAGGUUGGGUACACUUUGCUUGUGAGUCACUCAAGAAAUAAUUGCGUUUUUUAACACAGAUAAAACAAACCAAGCUCAAAGACCUGGAAGGCCAGGUCUCGUGAACAAAAAUCCUGGCUCAUCGGCACAACAGAAUCGACGGCCCUCCGCACGUGAAUUGUUGUCAGGAAAACACGUCUUCCUCGACCCCAAAGCUUUAAAAUCAAAGGAUAGUACAGAGAUAGUCCACACGCUGAACGAGGGCAUGCCUCGUUUAAAGUUUCUUCUUCGAUCACAAGAUCAGCAGCACAACAGCGACGAAUUCAUCUGUGACCUUACUUCUACUUUGGGAAAGGCCUGCAGAGUUCCACCAGGUGAAAAUAUUAACAAGAUUCUAGCCACACUUAAAGGCUCCGCUUUCUUUUAUUCAAAAAUUCCCAGUUUACUUGAUCGCCUUCAAGAGUCAGCGGCCUUAAAUGACCAGGUAUCUCAACAACAGUUCAUUGAGCAUCUCAUUGAAAUCUUCAUGAAGUACCUGACACAUUUGCCAAGUUCAUAUGCUGACCUACCCUACACUCAACUGAAAGCAGCCUUAGACCAGUCAGGUGUUGACAAGAAAGAAGAGCUACGGGCAAAGUUAGAUGAAUUCAAGCAAGCCAGAAAUGACGUCAUCAGAAGGGAAAGACAAAGGCAGGGGAAACGCUUUGUUAACAGGGCAGGGGAAAAGCCACCAAACGACUUUAGAGACAUGCCAAUUUGUCCCGAGACCAAAGAAAUCACAACUCAAGAAAGACCAUUUUUACGUGAGAACAUUUCAAAGGGUAGGUACAACAACGCCGAACACUACCUUGAUGUUCAGUUUCGGCUUCUUCGAGAAGACUUUCUUGAGCCACUGAAAGAAGGUAUUAGUGAAAUUGUCCUCAAUAUACCAAGACAUCAGCGCAAACAAUUGAUGAAAAACUACCGCAGCGUACAAAUUGUCGGCAAGGAGUUCACGUGGUCUGGGAUCACUCAUCAAGUCCAAAUCGAUGUUUCUGGCUUAGAUACCAGCAGGUGGGCACAUUCCAAAAGACUCUUAUAUGGUUCAUUCCUAUGUCUUUCAAAAGACAACUUUAAAACGAUGCUUUUCGCGACGGUUUGUGAUCGCGAUCCAAAGAAAGUGAAGAAGGGACGAAUUAACGUCCGAUUUAUCGAAAAUCAAGAUGUUUUUGGGAUCGAGAGACGCAACUGCGUUUACCAAAUGGUGGAGUCCCCCGCCUAUUUCGAAGCCUAUCGCUACGUUCUUAAAGGGUUACAGGAAUUAGACGAAACAACCUUGCCAUUUCAAAAGUAUCUGGUCGAGUGCAGUGGAGAAGUUGACCCACCAGAAUAUCUAAGGCGCGAUGAGAGUGAGGAGCCAGUUUAUUAUGACCUUGGCGAGGCCCUUCAGAUGCUGUAUUUACCAAACACCACAUCAACUGUACCUGUUCUGAGGCCUGAAGCUUGGCCCUCCGUUGAAGGACUUCCUCUCAACAAAUCGCAACUCGAAGCGUUAAAGACAGCAAUUACAACCGAAUUUUCUGUUAUCCAGGGUCCACCAGGGACAGGAAAAACUUACGUUGGUGCCAAAAUUGUGCGUUGCUUGCUCGAUAACAGACGUGCUUGGGAUCCUCAUCAGACAUCACCAAUGCUGAUGGUUUGUUACACAAACCAUGCGCUUGAUCAGUUCUUGGAAAAGGUGCUGGAAUUUUUACCUAGCCGAAAAAUAAUUCGUGUCGGAGGAAGGUCCAAGAGCGAUAAACUUCAGAACUGCAACCUGAAAAAGUUUACUUACAGAUACAGACUGAACGACAGACGUGAAGAAGUGAGGGAGAGGUUGCGACAAAACGACAAAGAAAUGAAAAUGUUAAAGCGACAGCUUGCAAAGGCUGACCACAAACUUUUAGAUUUCGAGGACGUGGAACAACUAAUCAAUCCGGCACAUUUACAGCAGCUGUGUAACGCUAAAUUUCCAUCCAAGGUGGCUAACGAGAGUCGCACUCCGAGCAACACUUUCAAGUUGUGGCUAUGCAACAACAAAGAGAUCGCUUGCAAUCAAAAGGCAGAGGCACCAACCCAUGAAAACUGUGUUGAAAGUGAAGAAAAGGAAUUGUUUUAUGACCCAACUAUAUUCACAGAACCACAAGAUGAAAGUGAAACAUCCCUUGGAGAACCUUUAGCAGCAGUUAAUGUAACGGCAUUUGACGUAGCUAAACCCGAUUUUCAGCAGGCGAUGAAAUUCUCAGAACCAUUAGCAGCGGUUAAUGUAUCAAACGAAGUAGCUAAAGCCGAUCUUCAGCAGAAGAUUAGCAUCUCAGAGCAAAGAGAGGUAAACAAAAACUUGUAUGAGGGUGAAUUACUGAGUGAUUUGUCAGAAGAACAAAGAAGUACCUUCCUGAGUGAACAGAUGGAAAUCAGGGCUUAUCAAGACGUUUCUCAAUUAAACAACAGUUGUUUGGAACAAACGGCCUCAAAAGAAGGUGUUGAUUUCAUUCAAGGGACUGAAAACCUUGAAGUAGAGGGCAAACCUAGUGAUGGAAAUGCUGAUGAAAAACGAGAGGCGGAUGAAGAAACUAUUGCAAUAGAGAGGGAAGCGGAUUUGAUACAGCAACAAAGAUGGAUAGAGGGUGAUGAAGAUCUUCUGCUACCUAUAUCAAAAGAAACAUGUGGCUUAAUGAGUGAAGAACAACAAAAACGAGGGACAAAUAAGGCAAAUGACGAAGACGAAUGGACACUUGUCACGCAUAAGAAAAAAGGCCAGUCACAUUUCUGGAUGCCAAAUGACGCAGAUAAUUCUAAAGAGGACGGCAAAUUGGAUGAGGAAAAGGGAGGAACAACGUCUUCAAAGAGAAAGGAAAAAGGCCAGUCACAUUUUUGGACGCUAAACGACGGGGAAAAUUUUGCAGAGGACGGCAAAGUAAAUGACGAGGAAACAAGGGAAACAAUGUCUUUAAAGAAAAACGUUAUUACGGAGGAUAUUAACUCUAUACGUAAAGACCUAAGCAAAAGAGAAAUGAUGUCCACCGAGGAAGCGUUUGGCAUUCAAAGCAUCUGGGAUAUGUCACAAUCAGAUCGACUCCGACUAUACCUCUUCUGGAUUGAAAACUACCGUGAACACUACAGGGUAGAAAUUCACCAUGCUGAACGGGCACAUGAACAGCUUUGCGAAGAAUUAAAGGAAGUCCAAUUUGAGGAGGAUGGGCAAGUCAUCCGUCAGGCGACCGUUGUUGGAAUGACAACCAGUGGGGCGGCGAGAUAUCACUCAGUUCUUCAAAAGAUAGCUCCUAAAAUCGUUGUUAUCGAAGAAGCUGCCGAGGUGAUGGAAGCCCAUAUUAUCACUUCUCUUUCGCACAACACCAAACACACAAUUCUCAUUGGAGAUCACAAACAACUCCGCCCCAAAGCGACUGUUUACGAAUUGGCCCGGAAGUACAACCUGGAAGUCUCACUCUUUGAGCGAAUGGUAUUGAACAGCAUGGAUUGUAAACGCUUAUCUAUACAGCAUCGCAUGCGUCCUGAGAUUGCCACAUUAACAAAAAGAAUUUAUGAUCACGAAAUUGUAGAUCACGAUUCAGUUUGCAAUUUCCCGCCAAUAUCUGGCCUUUGCCACAAUCUCUUCUUCAUUGAUCACUGCCAACCCGAGAAACUAAUAGGAGGUUUACAGAGUUACUCUAACAAUCACGAGGCUGAGUUCUUAGUGGCCCUUUGCGAGUACCUUCUACGCCAAGGAUACCAACGAAACCAGAUCACUAUUCUAACCAUGUAUACUGGUCAGUUGCUGCUUCUUCAAGAGAAAAUGCCAAGACGAGCUUUCGAAGGAAUUAAAGUUUGUUCAGUUGACAACUUUCAAGGUGAAGAAAACGACAUCAUUCUUUUGUCGCUAGUAAGAAGCAACUCUGAAGGUCGCAUUGGCUUUUUAGGCGACUCCAACAGAAUAUGUGUCGCGUUGUCACGUGCCCGCCAAGGCUUUUACUGCAUUGGAAACUUCAAUCUACUGACAAGCCAAUGCAAGCUUUGGAAGGAGAUCUGUGAUGAUUUAAAGACAAAAGAAGCCAUCGGUGAGAAUCUACAGUUGAUUUGCAAGAGACACAACAAUGUAACGAAUGUAAGAUGGGCACGCCAGUUGAAACAGUGUGAACUUGGAGGAUGUACAAUGCCAUGUAGAGACCGCCUAGAAUGUGGCCAUGCGUGCGACAAGCUAUGUCACGUCUUGUACGUUUACCACGUACUGUGCUACAAAAUGUGCUUUAAUUCGUGUCCCAAUGGUCACAAAUGUCAUGACAUGUGUCAUUACCCAAGAGAGUGUCCCAAGUGCUCCGUUCUUGUGCGAAAGACGCCUGCCUGUGGUCACGAACAAUCCAUAAGGUGCAGCGUUGACCCAGAUGACAUCUCCUCUGGAUUCAAAUGCGAGAAGAAGGUCAUAAAAAUUCUCCCGUGCGGACACAACAAUCUUAUGAAAUGUUACAAAGAUCCCAUCAUUUACAGCGACUGCACCAACAGUUGCACGAAAGUUUUAGACUGCGGCCACACUUGCUCUGAGAGAUGUAUGCAGGAAUGCCAAUGUGCCACCAUGAUAGAAAUUCAAUUGCCAUGUAACCACAGGAAAAAAGUAUUGUGCCGAGAAAAAAAUAAUUCAAUCGUGUGUAAAGAAAAGUGCGAACGAGCCUUGAAUUGUGCGCACGCAUGCCCUGGAAUCUGCCAUGAAGAAUGUGCAAGGAAUCUAUGCAAGACCGAAGUUUUGAAAGACCUUCCAUGUGGCCACCAAAAAAUUGUUCGCUGCUUCCAAGAUCCCCGAAACGUAUUUUGUUCUUCUCUAUGUCAACGACUUCUGAAUUGUGGUCAUAAGUGUCCUUUGGUGUGUGGUCGUUCGUGCCAGGAAAUUCGGUGUAAAGAGUUGUGUCAAAAGAGAUGCCAAAGAGACCACCCCUGUCGAAGGCAAUGCCACUUCGGUUCACCCUGUUAUGAGUGCACAGUGCCAGUGAAUGCGACGUUCCCCACGUGUGGUCACAACGUUAAAGUGCCUUGUUUUAUUAACCCAGCUACACUGACAUGCAAUGAGCCAUGUGAAAGAUUGAGAGUCUGUGGACACCCCUGCAAAGACAUAUGCGGCAUAGACUGCGAAACUCGACCGUGUCAGACACCUGUAACCAGGCUAUUAUCAUGCAAACAUGUUGUGGCUCUAGCUUGUCACAAAAAUACUGAAACGUUCAUUUGCAAAACUAAAGUUGACGUACUUUUGCCAUGUGGACAUACGACUUCGUUGGAAUGUCAUGUCGCAAAAGUAGGGUUAAACGAUGUUUUAAGCAUGGAAAAGGUAGGAAACGAAUUGCGUUGCGGCCAUAAAGUCAACCUUCCACAGUAUUGCUUCCAAGAAAAGGUGGAAAUCACACUUUUUUGCGGACGGAAGAAGUUUACAACAUCCUCUAGGAAGCAAGAACAAUUUCAGAGUGGAAGAUGUAACGCUAAGGUGAAGAGAAGACUACCUUGUGGUCAUGAAAAGGAGAUGCAAUGUUCAGAUAAAGGAGACAGAGUAUUCUGCGAUGAAAAGUGUGAACGCAUUCUCCCAUGCAAACACUCAUGCGGAAAAAGAUGUGGUGAUGACUGUGCAAGCUUUAGAUGUGUCGUCUGGGUUAAAAAGGUUUUGAGUUGCGGGCGCCAUGAUGUCAGUUGCUUUUGUUCUGAGGAUGUUUCCCAACGUAUUUGUUCAAAUCCGUGCACUCGGAGUUUGCCUUGUGGCCACCAACAAAUUGUUCGUUGCUCCCAAGAUCCCCAUACCGUAUUUUGUUCUUCACCCUGUCAAAGACAGCUUAUUUGCGGUCACAGCUGUCCUUCUCCGUGUGGCCGUUUGUGUCAAGAAGUUCAGUGUAAAGAGUUGUGUCGAAAGAAGUGUCCCAGAGGUCACCCCUGUCAAAGGCAAUGCCACUUUGGUUCAUCCUGUUAUGAGUGCACAGUGCUAGUGAAUGCAAAGUUUCCCACAUGUGGUCACAACGUUAAGGUGCCCUGUUUCAUUAACCCAGCUACACUGACAUGCAAUAAGCCAUGUGAAAGAUUGAGAGUCUGUGGACACCCCUGCAAAGACAUUUGCGGCGUAGACUGCGAAACUCGUUUAAGCCUGGAAAAGGUAGGAAAAGAAUUGCGUUGGGGCCAUAAAGUCACCCUUCCAUUCUACACAAACCCCGCACAGCAUUGCUUCCAAGACAAGGUGGAAAUCACACUCUUUUGCGGACACAAGAAGUUUACAACAUGCUCUAGGAAGCAAGAACAAUUUCAGAGCGGAAGAUGUAACGCUAAGGUGAAGAGAAGACUACCUUGUGGUCAUGAAAAGGAGAUGUACUGUUCAGAUAAAGCAGACAGAGUUUUCUGCGAUGAACCGUGUGAACGCAUUCUCCCAUGCAAACACCCAUGCGGAAAAAGAUGUGGUGAUGACUGUGCAAGCUUUAGAUGUGUUGUCGGGGUUAAAAAGGUUUUGAGUUGUGGGCGCCAUGAUGUCAGUUGCCUUUGUUCUGAGGAUGUUUCCCAACGUAUUUGUUCAAAUCCGUGCACUCGGAGUUUGUCUUGUGGCCACCAGUGUCCUGGAAAAUGCUAUGAAAGAUGCAGUGAGUAUAAGUGCCAAAUGUUGGUUGUUAAGAAUCUACCUUGUGCAGGAAACCACUCUCUGAAAAUGUUUUGUAACGACGACCCCAGUAUCGUGGAAUGUCGAGCGCGUUGUGAUCGCAAACUAGAGUGUGGUCAUCGAUGCCCUGGAUUUUGUAGUCAAGCCUGUGGAGCAAUCAUUUGUAGACGUAAGGUGGUGAAGGAAUAUGGUUGUGGCCAUAAACAACAAGUACGUUGCUUUGAACGUAAAACUGUUAUUUGCAAAGCACCUUGUGCACGUCAAGAAAGAUGCACACACAAGUGUAAGGGGUUCUGCGGGCAGCCCUGUUCCAAAUAUCCCUGCAAAGUUCUUUUGGUUAAGACCUUGCCGUGUGGUCACGAGGUUAAGAUGCCUUGUAGCUUAUCUAUUGAUGAUGUACAAUGUCUUGAUUCUUGUAAAGCUCAGCUGCCGUGCGGUCACGAAUGUACUGGAACUUGUUGGGAGUGCAAGCAAAGGGGAUCACAUGAAAUAUGCCAACAUCCUUGUAGCCGAGUUCUCGUUUGUUCGCACCGUUGUCAAGCAACGUGCGGCAGGCCAUGCCCACCUUGUGUUAGAAAAUGCAGUCGACGUUGCCCUCACAGUAAAUGCCCCGAACAGUGUUUACAACCAUGCAGACCAUGCAUAAAACCAUGUACUUGGAUUUGCCCCCAUUACCAGUGCAAUAAUCCAUGCGGGGAGGAAUGCGAUCGCCCACGAUGUGAUGCCCCCUGCCCCAAGAAGCUCCCUUGUCGCCACCCUUGCAUUGGUCUGUGUGGAGAAAACUGUCCCACUGUGUGCGCCAUUUGCCACUCUAAAAAGCUCUCGUCCAUGAUUGGCCAAGGAAAUUUUAAAGCAACAGAAGCUACAAGAUAUCUGCAGCUUUUAGAUUGUGGUCAUAUUGUAAAUGUUCAAGAGAUGGACGAAUGGAUGCUGCGUGAUAUGGGAAGUGAUGUCAAUCACAUUCAGUGUCCUAGAUGCUCCACACCGAUUACGUUCAGUUAUCGCUAUGGAAAUAUCGUCAAGAGGACCCUGAGAAACAUGGAAAAUGUUAAGAAACAAACACGUGACAUUAGAAAUGAAACCACCAGGUUUACCAGAGAGAUUCUGAGUAAACUGCGUCUCCCCCCAGAAGGAAUUCUGACUGUAGCUAGGAAACUGUCAGGACGUCUAGGCUCAACGGGGUUGUAUAACGUACAAAUGCAGGACAUUCCCUUUGUUUUUACUCUGAGAAACAGCCUUCUUAUCAUCCAUCAAAUUGAGAAAGCGUAUCUCAUUUUGCAAGCAGUUGGAAAAUGUCAAGAUCAGCUGCAGGUAACAGAUCACUCGAGAGCCAUCAAAGAUGCUUUAGAAAAGAUCUCAGAUUACCUCACGAUCCCUCAGUUUGAUUUGGCAACUUUGAGACAAUUGUAUGAACAUACAAGAACGUUUACCAUUUUCGCUUCCAUUUUAGAAGCUCAAUGCCAAGUCAUCACUUGCGGCGGAUCUUUUUCCAGCAUUGGGGUAUCAUGUUUGAAAAAUGCUCAAGAAAGGUUCGAAUUAUUCAUUAAAGGGAACAGUAAUAUCCUUCAAAACGAUUGGCUAGAAAAAAUCGCAGCUUCUUUGAGAAACGAGGUCGGCCUUCUACCCCUUCCACCCGAGGAACCCAAGACUGAAUUCAAGAACUUCCCAGGCUAUAACACCAGUGUGUGGAAAUUGUGCAAACUGCAUGGUCAAGUGUAUCUUACCACAUCAUUUAUGCGUGAAGGAGAGGAUGUGACCGCGAUAAGUGGUUGCAGACAAUGCGAUGGCACAGAUGACACUGACGAAAAUACUGGAUAGGAGUCGGAGGAGUGGCAAGUCAUCAUGCAGUCAUCGGAGAGGAAAACUGUUUUAAGCACAAGUUGCAGUCACGAUGACGGCUUUUUAGAAAACCCUGCAAAUGAGAGCAUUCUCAUCAACUUAACAAAGUUUUUACAUCUAAAAUGUUAACUAGUGGUACCAAACUGAUUAUUCAAGCCUCCACAGGGCUCGACCAACCUACCGUAAAAUUGCGAAAAUAAGCCCCGUCCAUGUAUAAACCCUCCAAAUAUAGCCCCCCGAACUCAUAACGCCAAAAAAAACCUCCGAUAAAUCGCCCCUCCAAAUACAGGCCUCCGGGGACUUGUACUCGGAAACUUCCCUCAAAUUCAAAAUAAAGCAAAGCAAAAACUGUAAGGUAACACAUAAAUGUCUGCAUGUGCCAAAUAACUGUUACGUAUGCCAAAUGACUGCAGUCAAAAAAUGUCACAGUAUAGUACUGUUUGCGUAGUUCACUCAUCAGUCUUGACUUGGAUUUCCUCGGUGCACAUAGACAAAGUAAUUGCAUGGCUGAGGUUUAGAAAGAUCUGCGUCCUCAAGGCGAGUUUUAGUAAAAACUUGCUGCAGGUUCAGGGCCGUAGCUGGAUUUUUGUAACAGGGAGGCAUUAUCGCGACUGCCGAAGGCACGAAUCUUGUAGGGGGUUCUGGGGGUAUUCUCCCCCCCCCCCCCAAAUUUUCAAAUUUAGAGAGUCCGAAUUGCUAUUUUCAGUACUUGCUAUGAGAUAUGUCUCCGAAAAAUCGACCUCGAAUAAGUGCUUUUUUCUGAGGUCCUAUUAAAUUGAAGCACACCGUAUAUCCAAGGACUAGUUCACUAAACAUUUCACAAUACUACGUGAUGAAACCUAUAAAAAAAUGUCUCCAGUUUGAUUUUCGUUCCUCUGGUGUAUGUAGUUGGUUUCACGAUGAAUAAGCAUCAUUGCGAGGCCACCCGAACGUGUCCGUAGCUUCAGAUGACGCAGAGAAGAGAAGGAUCUUUCACAAGAAACACUACCAACUGGUGUGGUGAGGAAAAUUGUAAGGACUUUGUAGAGUGCUGGGAACUAUUUGCACACAUGGCAGACCAACCAAUUUCUGGGCCAUGAAAAUGGCAAACUAUUGAAAGUCUCAAGAAAAUAAAUCCAUCCACAGAAUUAAUUUGUCUGGCUCAACAGGUCCGGGGGGGGGAGUGGUAGCUCCUGCCCCUUGCUAGCUACGACUCUAAAAUUACUGACAUGAAUUUCCUUCCAACUAUAAGCUAGCCCAAUUGAGAUGCAUAUUUCCCUCCUAGUAUAAGCCUAGCUGAUUUUGAAACGCAAAUUUUCCUCUGUAUAUAUAAGCCCUUCAAAAAGGGCCUUUGGAAAAUAGAAGCCCCGGGGCUCAUUUUCGGAAUUGUACGGUAUACCAUUUAUGAUUUAACCGGUAUUAAUUCAGUAUUUUCUUGACAAAAUGACCCUCUUGCAUGAGUAACCUAACAGUUUUAAUCCAAAGUAAAGUACAGCAGUAAAAGUUACCGCCAGAUCACGCAUUACCAAAGCCAGACGUCUCUUAGUAAAGGCUACGUAGAGCUAAUCCU